Messenger RNA from Acanthopagrus latus (yellowfin seabream), 4020 nucleotides. It is a transcript of the gene fstl3, whose product is annotated as follistatin-like 3 (secreted glycoprotein). Gene Ontology annotation, biological process: multicellular organism development; regulation of BMP signaling pathway; negative regulation of activin receptor signaling pathway. The transcript is spliced from 7 exons. NCBI's taxonomy places the organism in Eukaryota, Metazoa, Chordata, Actinopteri, Spariformes, Sparidae. The coding region runs from base 1964 to 2716 and encodes 250 amino acids. Gene Ontology annotation, molecular function: activin binding; protein binding. The record is from RefSeq and is a predicted model, not a curated record.
UGACAUGUUUACCAUUGAGAUCUUCUGUAAAUUGUGUAGCUAAACGUUUGAAACAGAGGAGGCGUUGGUAUUAAAUUUAGAGUGUGUGGUUCGGCUACAGUGUUCAGCUACAGAACGUUAGGCUUAAUGCCAAUUAAUUGACAAACGUCAGGUGUUUAGCUUGCUGGUUAACUUACCUGCUAAGUCAGCUAGCUAACGCAGCUAGCUGAUAUUUGCUGAUGGCAUAGUUGCUCAUGCUGAAAGUGGAGCGACAUGUGAACGGAGAUGGCAGUGGUGUUUUUUGCUUUUUUUCAGCAUUAUCAACGGGCGAGUAUCCAGUGGAACAGUCUGGAGCUCCACACCUGCCCCGAGAUGAGGCACACUCGCUCCAUUUCACAUUAGACACAGUCCACCAUGGGCUCCUUGGAUUUCAUACCACCCCACAGAGCCACUUGAAAGAGACCAGUAUUUCUCAAAGAUGAGACAUAGUCAGGCAGCAUUCCUUCGGUGCCCUGGGGAUCUCCGCCGAAGAAGAGAACAUCAUUCACAAAGACUCAGAUACGACAGCAUAUGCUACCCUCAUCCCCCCCACCAAACGAUCAAAAGGGAGCAUGAAAAAACAGUGACAGACAGAUGGGUAGACUCACAUUACUCUGCAGGCGUACCUCUCAGUGUCGGAGGUGAACGAGUGCAGAGAGAGGAGCAGUGCAGAUGUUCUGAUCGGACAUGAUGAUAGUGCACAUCAGCCUCUUGUCAACUCUGCUGAUCCUUUUUUUUUUUCAGCAGAACAUGUCAGUCCAUCUGCUCGACACGCUAGACACAUACUGUAUAUCUAUCCACAGCCUUUCAGUGAUUUCAGUCUCGCUUGGCUGUGGCUGUCUGUGUUUGGUCAAAGGGGGCUGCAGACAUGAAUGUGCUUGAUAAGCUCCGGCAUAGUCGUGUUUAUUGAACUUGAUACACUGCUCAAGGGCAGACCACCUUCACUCCUACUCUUCCCCUCGUCUCUCGGUGUUAUUGUAACCGCAGCUGUAGAGCGCAAUAGCAGCAUUCGCUGACAGACAAUCAACAAAAUGUGGUAUGACAGAGUUGGAGAGGCAAAUGACUUCAUUAAUUCAAGGGCUGCGCAUAUUUUUAGCAACUUGAUUUAAUCUGAUCUCACGCAAAACGGACUUAUAACAACCUAGGACAUUACUGUUGCCGCUUUGCUGCAGCGGCCCCCCUUCCUCACUCUGCAUUUACAUUACAGAGAAGCACAAUUUUAGGAUCAAAAGAUAACGCUUUGAGCACAAUAAUGAGAUGAGAUUGGCCGGAUCUGUCAUUUCUGUAGGCCACUUUUCUCCUCCACAACCACAUGGUGCGGCUUAUGGACAGAUACAGAGAGAGAUGAGACAAUACAGAACAUAAUGUUCAGACAAAAAAAAAAGUAUUGGCUUAAACUUCUUCUCAUGAGGUCACACCAUUCACAUAUUAUGCAAUAAAGUGUUUUCCCAAAUAACCAAACAGCUAAUUUAAUUAGUCUGUGGAAUAGACUGCAUUUAAAAAAAAACUUAAUCUAAAGUUUAAUAAUGAAAGCCUAAUCUAAAGCCCACUCUAAAUCUUUUCCAGGACUCAAUUAGCCUUUAAUUAGUCUAAUAUGGUGUGAAAAUGUUUUGUGGGGUCAUAUAAGUGCCCAGUGUCUGGCGCUGGAGGGCAUGGAUCAUUUCCCGACUCUGGAAAUUGAGUCAGAGUCAAACUGUGUCCUGCCCUGGCUUAUUACUGGCUGAGAGGAUCGCCCAUCCCAGCAGCAUAAUUCCAUCUGGGCUAAAUAUUUAUACAGAGGGGGAACGACAUCACUUAUCCACAACACAUUCAUUCACGUAAGGGAGAGCUACUUCCAGAGUGGAGUCAGAGUGAUCCGUUCGGCUUGGAACAUCGCUGCUUCUUGCUGAUAUUUGCUCAGACAAGCUUUUCAGAAAACACUUUUUGUAUCAACUAGAGAACAACAAUGAGCUUCUUCUUCUGUGUUUUUGGAGUGAUUCUCACUUUGCUUCAGAUUGGGAGGAAUCCUGCCAGCGCUGGGAUGUGCUGGCUGCAGCAGAGUCAGGACCAAAGGUGCGACAUGGUGCUGAUGAGAGGGGUGACCAGAGAGGAGUGCUGUGCUGGGGGCCGCCUGGACACAGCGUGGUCCAACACCAGUCUGCCCAUGAAUGAAGUCAGCCUGCUGGGCUUCCUGGGAAUCGUCUCCUGUAAACCAUGCAAAGAGACUUGCGAGGGAGUCAAAUGCAGUCCUGGAAAGGUUUGCAAAAUGAAGAUGGGAAGGCCCCAGUGUGUGUGCUCUCCAGACUGCUCUCACAUUACCCGGAAGCACGCUGUGUGCGGCAGCGACGGAAAGUCGUACAGGGACGAGUGCACUCUGCUGAUGGCCCGCUGCAUGGGACACCCGGACCUGGAGGUCAUGUACCAAGGAGACUGCAAAAAGUCAUGCUCCAAUGUGGUGUGUCCAGGCACCCACACCUGUGUGACUGACCAGACCAACAGCGCUCACUGCGUCAUGUGCCGCACAACUCCCUGCCCAAUAUCCAUGCUGUCUGAGCAGGCGAUCUGUGGCAACGACAACAUCACAUACCCCAGCGCCUGCCACCUGCGCCGGGCCACCUGCUUCCUCGGCCGCUCCAUAGGAGUCCGCCACUAUGGCCAUUGCAACAAUCCCCCUCGGAAAGCUAACAACUCAGUUGGCAGCGAGGAAAACGCAGUCUAGACGGACAAGUCCCGACACAGCCCAUGUUUCAAGAAGAGUUUCCAAGUGUCACACCACUAGCUUCCUAUGAUGACCUCUUUUUUUCCACCCCCCCCCCCCUUUUUUUUUUACUCAAAAUGACAAUACAUUUUAUAUGGAAGACCUCUGUUGGAAGACAUUCAUUAGUGUAACUGCCUCAAAAAGCACCACAAAAACCUUUGUGUAGAACAGAGGCAGAUGAUCACAUGUGUCUCGAGGUAGCGAUAUCUCCUUGACUCUUUGGAGGAUGUGUGCAUAUUGUAAAUAGAAUACCACUGCUAUUUAUUGGAGAAGGUAUCAAACUCUAUUUAUGUUUUUAUCCUAGCAACAAAUCCAUAUAUCCUUGGGAAAGCUGAUGCAAAAAAAAUUAUAUAUUUAUUGUGUUUUGUUUGUUGUGUAUAUACAAUAGCGGUCACUGGCAUUGGUGUUUUACAACCUUUUUAACAGUCUCCAUUCCCCCGCAAACAAACAGUUUCCCCUCACGAGCUGAUGGAAGGCAACGCUAAUUUGUUUAGAAGAUUCAUACCACUUCACAGCCUACCAGUGUGGUUUCAGCUCACCACAAACAACAACAACAGGAUAACUACAGUUGUACCGUACGUACUUUAGCUUAUAUCUGGAGGUGAGGAAGAGGUCCAGCCUAAACAAACCUGUAUAGUCUGUCUGCCCCCACACAUGUUUACUCUGGAUCCUGAUCCAAACCAACGACCACCCGGUGAUCACUAAAAAUUAACAGUUUGGAGUCUCAGAAAACUGUUGGUACAAACCCCAAAACAUUAACAAUACCUCCUCUGUUGAGUGCUUGGCUUUGUUUUUCUCGGUGCAUUUUUGUAGGUCAUGCUCGUCUUUUUUCCGUUGCUGUUCUGCUGCUUUGAUUCGAUUGGGUAUUUUUUUUUUAAAAAGAACCUCUGAACAGACAAAUGUUAAUUGCACCGUCGCUGAACAGAAAAUUAAAUUUGUCUCAGAACGGACCCAAAUUUAGGCCUUACUUGAUUACACUGACAUCGGAGAUGACAGGGCGAACCUGGCAGAUAUCAACACAAAUGGCCAAUUUCAAGUGGUCAAGUGAUCCGUUGAAUCUUAAAGCUCAAAGUAGAUUUAUGAAUUACUUUCAAUAAUCUUUUUUAGUGUAUUACGCAUCUUUUCAACGACCCUUCUGUAAAUAGCAGUCUCGUGUGUACCUACCUGUGUACCUACUGUGAACUUUGAAUGAUGAAUGCAUCGACAUAUUUUUGUAUUUUUGUACUGCCAUUUCAAAAACAACAUAAAGUUUAUUAUUUGCCACA